UUUGAUAGGCGGUAGAGCCUUUCACGUCACUCGAAAUCUCCAUGCAGUGCUAUUGCGCCUAAGAAACCACAGUGUCGCACGGCUGCUAUGGAUUGAUGCCAUCUGUAUCAAUCAAAAGGAUGACCAGGAGAAAUCCCACCAGAUCCAGUUGAUGCGAACAAUCUAUGGUGAAGCUUGGCGAGUCAUAGUUUGGCUUGGAGAGGAGGCGGAUCAAAGCAGCAAGGCACUCGAAGCCAUACGCAAAGCUGCGGAAGAUGCUUCUGUAGAUCUUUUGCCUCAAACCUACACCCGUGACAGGCCAGAUAGAGAAAAGUAUCUUUCUUCCUCUCUGGCGCUGGUGCAACGCCCAUGGUUUCAACGAAUUUGGGUAAGAUGCCGAAGCCCGGGAAUCGAGUUUUGAUGGGUCUUUCCUGACUAGUCUGUUCUAGGUACUCCAGGAGGUGGCUCUGGCCCGGGACAUUAUCGUUAUGUGUGGCCCUGUGGAGAUGAACGGUUACGCUUUUGUCUCGGGCUUACAAAACUUAGAGGUUCUUCGCACAGCUCACCCGAAGCUACAAGGCUUGGUGCAGUCGGCGUAUCACCUUAUUAAAGAUGCAGUCUUCCGCCCUAGUUAUCGAUUCAACACACGUGGCACACAGUCCAUAGGUGAGCUGAUUGACAUGUACCAUACGCGUCGUGCCUCCUGUCUACAUGAUAAAGUAUACGCAUUGCUCGGCAUGUGUUCCGAUGACUCCAACACGGAGGCUCUGAGACCAGAUUACCAGCUCCCAUGGAACACGGUCUUUGAGCGCGUGAUCAAGCAUAUCAUCUCGCCAGAUAUUUCCGUCCAGACGUGGCCUGACCGAGAGGCAGCAGUUAUCAGAGGCAAGGGCUAUAUGCUAGGGCUAAUAAAGUCGGUCACAACGCCUGGCUCACGAUAUGACAGACAGGAGGUUAAAGUUCUAUUCCGCGAUACAGUAGAGGCACUGUAUCAAUACAUGACUUCCGGUGUACAGUGGCUUCUCCAAACCCCGGCGGAGCCGAUUCGCCCUGGUGACAUUGUCUGCCUGCUCCAGGGAGCUUCAACUCCGACUAUUGUCAGGAUUUCGAAGGGUGGACUAAGAAUCAUCAUGAGCAGCGUGGUUCCACGGCAUAAAACUAUACAUGAUACGAGGGGGUGGGUUCCACAAGGGCCUCCUUCAGAAGCGAGCGUUCUUCACGAUCUCGUUCUUCAUUGGGAUUGGGCCCCAACAUUGGAUGGCCUGCAAGAAAAGAGUCGAGCAACAGUUCCCCGGGAGCCACACAACUUACAACCCUCGGUUUCGAGAUCUCACCAUGAGGGUUGCUUACACAAUCCCAUUGUCUUGCAUGAUAUUCUUACGAUAGCGGUUCCAUCUAAAUAUAAUGUGCUGACGUCAGAUGUAUGCGGCAUUGGCAGAGCACCAGAUGGCGCUUCAGCUAUGAAAGCCCUUUUGGAGCAAGCGGGUGCUAUCCUACCUAUCACGGAAGACAUAGUUAGGAAAGCGGCAGAUCAUAACGACCUAAGUGCUGAUUUGUUGAGAGUCCUUUUCGAGCAUAGGGGGGACGCUCUCCCAAUUACAGAACAAGUUGUUAAGGCUGCGGCGGGAAACCCUGAUGCGCUUUUUGUUAUGACGCUUCUUUUCAAUCAAAGGGGAGAUAAUCUUCCCAUCACAGAGGAUGUCGUUAAGACGGCAGCAGGUAACACUGAGUCUGGAGGUAGAAUAUUGGAGAUUCUAUUCAAGAAGAGAGGGGAUACUCUCGUUAUUACCGAAAGCAUCGUUAUAGCUGCAGCGAGUAAUCGACAAGGGGGGGCAUCGAUUAUACAGUAUCUAUUUAAGCAGAAAGGGGAGAGUCUGCCAAUAACGGACGCGGUGCUCAUAGCAGCAGCCACGAAUCCUGGCCCAGAUGCACCAAGUUCGAUAUUGGAAACUAUAUUGAAGAAUAGGAAGGGAAGGCUGCCUCUCACAGAAGGUGUUAUCAAAGCAGUGGCUGCAAAUUCCUCUUGGAUAAGAGCUUCAAUACUCUUGCAACUCAUGACACAACAGAGCGAUGAGCAACAACGCCGAGCUCUUGAUUUAUCCGCCAUGCAGCGUCUAUUUCAAAACUUGACAGAGAUAGUAUAGUUCAUAUACGUGAAUAGAAUGUAUCCACUUUGGAAAUCUAAACACAACUAACCUUUUCCAGUGUAUAUGUCGUAUCUGCAUUUCUCUCGAGCUGAAAACAUUGAAUAAAUCGGAGAUCUUGAAAACUUUCGCUGGGGCGAAAUAAUCACAGCUACUGAUAUAAGACCUCUGCGCGAGUACGGUCCAUUACCGCAUCAUUUAUAUCAUCGAUGGAACGCGUAUCGCUUCUACCAUACCACCACGCAGACUCUGCUAACUGCUGAAACUUUCUCUCCUCGUCAUCACUAACAUCUGGUACUUGCGCAGCGACCCAUUGUGGGCUCCCGUCUUCUGCAGUAAGGUGAGUAGGAGGCAGUAUCUAUCGGGCAU
Aspergillus pseudotamarii is the source of this 2492-nucleotide messenger RNA. RefSeq lists its product as uncharacterized. The transcript has a single exon. Bases 468 to 2123 code for a protein of 551 amino acids. Lineage: Eukaryota; Fungi; Ascomycota; Eurotiomycetes; Eurotiales; Aspergillaceae. The record is from RefSeq and is a predicted model, not a curated record.